Messenger RNA from Ramularia collo-cygni, 2532 nucleotides. RefSeq names its product related to purine utilization positive regulator. The record is from RefSeq and is a predicted model, not a curated record. Lineage: Eukaryota; Fungi; Ascomycota; Dothideomycetes; Mycosphaerellales; Mycosphaerellaceae. Gene Ontology annotation, biological process: DNA-templated transcription; positive regulation of transcription by RNA polymerase II. Gene Ontology annotation, molecular function: sequence-specific DNA binding; zinc ion binding; DNA-binding transcription factor activity, RNA polymerase II-specific. The coding region runs from base 1 to 2532 and encodes 843 amino acids. The transcript has a single exon.
AUGGCUGUACAGCCGCCGCCCACGAACACCCACAGCGGGCCCAAAAGGGACCGGGAUCGGGACGACGAAGCCUCCUCUUCCUCCUCCUCCAGCCACGUCGCCCACACAUUGACGGCAUGCGCACGGUGUAGACAGCGCAAGACUCGCUGCGAUCCGGUCUUGCCCCGCUGUACGCCGUGUGAAAGGACAAACUCCACGUGUGAAUACUACGACGCCACCCGAGGACACARUGUCAAUCGCAACUACGUCGUAUGGCUGCAGCACGCAGUGCGAGACGCCGAAGAGGAGUUGGCGCGGACGGAGAAUGAUGAUGGAGGCGAGGACCAGGAAGGGAUGAUGCGGGCGGCAACGGUGCGCAUGCAGGAUGCAAAGGAGUCCAAGUUUCUCGGUCCGUCGAGUGGCAUUGCCAUAACGCGCCUCGUCAUGCAACUGGCCAAGCAGUUCACCGACGCUGCGAGUAUCAAGGAGAUUGUGCCCGAGCAGCGUGCCAUGCAGAUCAAACAGCUGUACCAUGAAGAACAGGACAAACCCACCUCCAAGGUCUAUCCGCUGAUUAGCAACGUCCCGGCCAAUGCUCUUCCCAGCCGGCCGUUGGUGGAGCAUCUACUCACCAUCUACAAACUGAAGGUGCAAUCCAUGUAUCCCGCUCUGUACGAGCCCGCACUGGAUCGGGACGUUGAUGCCGUCUUCAACACCCCGGACCACGCAUCAUCAUACCAGCACUUCGUCUGUAACAUGGUCAUCGCAAUCAGCAUGCAAAAGAUGGACGCCAACUAUGCCGGUCUGGCUGACAGCUACUACCUUGCUGCUCUCAAACGUCUCGAGCCGGUGGUGCGACCCAUGGAUUUGAAGACCUUGCAGUGCUUUGCGUUGAUGGCCRAGUACUCGCUGUUGACUCCAACCCGGACAGCCAUCUACUAUGUCGUAGGCAUUGCCGUUCGACUAGUGCAGGCGUUGGGCCUCCACGAGGAAAAGACCAUCACCCGAGGCUACGCAGAUGGCAAGGUGGACUUUUUGGAAAUAGACAUGCGGCGGAGGGUGUUUUGGUGCGUCAUGGUGAUGGAAUAUGGCCUUUCGCAUUCCCUUGGCCGUCCUGCGAUGCUCGCCACAGGUCUUGACCACCUGGACGUGGGCUGGUUUGAGACUUGCGAUGACAAGUACAUUACUCCGCAAGGAAUCGAUCCCACCGCUCCCAGAACCCUGAAAAAGUGGAUUGCAAUCCACUUUUUCAAGAUGCGUCUGCUGCAGCUCGAAAUCAGGCGGAAGCUGUAUCAACGGAAGCGACCGACUCCGAAAGACGACAGUGACCCGUGGUUUAUACGUAUGGACGCCAAGCUCUCCGCCUGGACAGAAGCAGCGCCGUCCCAGGAUGGAGGACAUGGACUGGACAAAACAUGGUUCAUUGGCCGCUACAACACCAUGAUUGUCUUCCUGUACAGACCAUCUCCGCAGGUGCCACGACCAUCGCUCCGCGCUGCCAUGAAAUGCUUCGAAGCGUGCCAAUUCAACAUUUACAUGCAACGCGAGCAGAUUCAACAAAGGAACGUCGACUUGACAUGGAUCUUCACGCAGUCACUGUUCAUGGCCAUCAACACCAUGCUCUGGUCACUGUCGUAUGUGGAGGUAAGGAGGAAGCAUGCGCGAGAAGAAGUCUCAGCCCACCUUGAUGUGGCAAUGGACUGUAUCCGGUUCGCAUCGGAGCGCUGGCCUGGUGUCUCCUCGGCUAUGCAACUAUACGCAAAAUUCAUCGGCGCGAUCAUGAAGAUCUACGAGAAAGAUGGCGAUGUCUCCAUAUCAGCGCUGUCACCUCCCGAUGAGACAUCCCCAAAUUCCCUCCUCCAGGAUGCACCUACCUGCUCUUGGGCAGCGAGUCCAGCUACUGCUAGCACAAAGUCAAUCACAACACCGCCCGAGCGGCAACUGCCGUUGAGACAUGCCAAUCAAACAUCUCGAAGAAGUAUCGAAGAGCUGCCACCAGUGCCAUACUCGCAUCGAGAUGACACCAAAUCCUCGCAGACGCCCUUCCGACCUAGUCAUUCCUCGUCACAUAGCAUGCAACACCGCAGUCCAGACUCCAUACCCACCAUGCAGACGCUCACUCAAGAGCAAUAUCAUCAGCAACAGCCGCUUACCGACAACAUUCAAUACAGCUCACUUCCGGCGUUUGUCCCAAACCCUGCGGUACCUGGCUGGACAGCGCCACAACAGCCGCAGAUGGGGUACACUUAUGCCGAACCCAUGCAGUCACAAAACCCCUAUGCCCAUCCGUACUUUGACCCAAAUAACGCUACUUACCCAUUCCCUGGUACUUCGGACAACAACGUAAUGAACCAGCUGCCUGACGCAUACACGCCUCAGUACUGGGAUAUGGAUACUGGGGACUUUGGCAAUGGCCUCGACGAAGUUCAAUGGGGAGAGUUGGCUCAGAAAAUGGAGACGGACGGAAUGGAGGAUAUUCAGAGUAUGAUAUCGGAUACCCUUGCUACUAUGACUCCGACGCGUCCUGCUCCUCCCUCGGCGCUGCCGUAUUGA